UAAGGGAUUUACUGAAGAAGAAAGACAAAAUGCCUUUCAAAGGGCUUGGUUCACUGAAAGAAAGAUUUUUUAACCCAGGAAAGGAAGAGGUGAAGAACACCAUUAGUGACUCGCUGGGGAAUCUGAGAAGGAAGCUCGAUGGCACCAAUGUGGAGGAGGAGCCCCUGGAGCUGACGGCAGAGGGGCGGCCCGUGGCGGCGAGAGGGCGCCGGGCCGCGCUGUGCGAGUGCCACUGCUGCGGCCUGCCCAAGCGCUACAUCAUCGCCAUCAUGAGCGGCCUGGGCUUCUGCAUCUCCUUCGGCAUCAGGUGCAACCUGGGCGUGGCCAUCGUGGAGAUGGUCAACAACAACACUGUCUACGUCGAUGGAAAGCCAGAGCUGAGGACAGCCCAAUUCAACUGGGAUCCAGAGACUGUAGGACUCAUUCAUGGCUCUUUUUUCUGGGGUUACAUUGUGACACAAAUUCCAGGAGGGUUCAUCUCAAACAAAUUGGCUGCUAACAGGGUAUUUGGUGCAGCUAUCUUUCUAACAUCUACACUGAACAUGAUCAUCCCUUCUGCAGCAAGAGUGCAUUAUGGCUGUGUGAUGUUUGUAAGGAUUCUUCAAGGUUUGGUGGAGGGCGUCACAUACCCAGCCUGCCAUGGGAUGUGGAGUAAGUGGGCCCCGCCGCUGGAGAGGAGCAGGCUGGCUACCACUUCAUUCUGUGGGUCUUACGCAGGCGCAGUGGUGGCCAUGCCCCUGGCAGGUGUGCUGGUACAGUACAUAGGAUGGUCAUCAGUCUUUUAUAUUUAUGGAAUGUUUGGGAUUGUUUGGUACGUGUUUUGGCUGCUUCAUGCCUAUGAGAGCCCUGCUGUGCAUCCAACAAUAACCAGUGAAGAAAGGAUAUAUAUAGAAACAAGUAUAGGAGAAGGAGCCAGCCUUGCUAAUGCAAGCAAAUUUAGUACUCCAUGGAAGAGAUUUUUCACUUCAAUGCCAGUUUAUGCAAUCAUUGUGGCAAACUUCUGCAGAAGCUGGACCUUCUAUUUGCUCCUUAUAAGUCAGCCUGCUUACUUUGAAGAAGUCUUUGGAUUUGCAAUAAGCAAGGUUGGCCUUUUGUCUGCAGUUCCUCACAUGGUCAUGACAAUCAUUGUGCCCAUCGGAGGGCAACUAGCUGACUUCUUACGGAGCAGGAAGAUCUUAACCACUACCACUGUAAGGAAGGUCAUGAACUGUGGAGGCUUUGGGAUGGAAGCAACCUUGCUUUUGGUGGUUGGUUAUUCUCACACAAAAGGUGUGGCUAUUUCCUUUCUGGUGUUAGCAGUAGGCUUCAGUGGCUUUGCAAUUUCAGGCUUCAAUGUGAAUCACUUGGACAUAGCCCCUCGUUAUGCCAGCAUUCUGAUGGGGAUCUCCAAUGGCGUGGGGACGCUGUCGGGAAUGGUGUGCCCACUCAUCGUUGGUGCAAUGACAAAACAUAAGACCCGUGAGGAAUGGCAGAACGUCUUUCUGAUUGCAGCCCUGGUGCAUUACAGUGGUGUAAUAUUCUACGCUAUCUUUGCCUCUGGGGAGAAGCAGGAAUGGGCUGAUCCUGAAAACCUCAGUGAAGAGAAAUGUGGCAUAAUUGAUCAGGAUGAACUGGCAGAAGAAACAGAGAUGAACAAUGAAACUUUUGCAAGUCCAAAGAAAACGUAUGGUGCUACCAGUCAAAAUAGUGAAGUACAGAGAAGGGAAUGGAGGAAGCAAAAGCAAGUAACUCAAGACAUGGAGGAACAGACUUCUUACCAUUAUGAAAAUGGAAAUUUUCAAGAUUUGUCUUAACACUUGAAACUGUAAGAUUUGUAUAGCAGCUACU
Messenger RNA from Camarhynchus parvulus, 1827 nucleotides. It is a transcript of the gene SLC17A8, whose product is annotated as solute carrier family 17 member 8. Lineage: Eukaryota; Metazoa; Chordata; Aves; Passeriformes; Thraupidae. Gene Ontology annotation, molecular function: neurotransmitter transmembrane transporter activity; L-glutamate transmembrane transporter activity. Bases 30 to 1793 code for a protein of 587 amino acids. Gene Ontology annotation, cellular component: synaptic vesicle membrane; excitatory synapse. The record is from RefSeq and is a predicted model, not a curated record. The transcript has 12 exons. Gene Ontology annotation, biological process: neurotransmitter loading into synaptic vesicle; regulation of synapse structure or activity; synaptic transmission, glutamatergic.